AAUGUUUCCAGUGGUCCACUGCAAGUACAUAUAACUUCUUUAUCUGGGUGAGUUGAAACUUAUUUAACUUCAUACUUCAUUAGUGCAUAAUUUUUUUUAAAUAACACCAAAUAUGAUGCUGAGAUGCAUCUUUGUAGCCUGUCUUUAUUAUGAUAAAAUAACUAAAUCACAAAAUUCACAUAAAAUAAAAAUGCGAUCAUUGCAUAAGUUACAGUGUAUAAUUUUUUUUUCACAAAAUUAUAGGCAAAUAUUCUAAUAAUUAUCUCUGUGUGUAUUAAGGGACAAUGUUGUGCAACAGCCGACGCCAAAGAGAACAAAACCCACUGCUAAAAAAGUUUCAGAUACACAAGAUGUUGCUCGAAGUAUUUUGACAUCCAUUAUUAAAAAUAAAAAACAAUGUGUUCCCAACCUGAGUUCAACUAAUCAACGGCAAUCAGCACAAAUUUCAAGAGGUUAGCUGACCAAUGUAAAGAGUUUUAAGAAAUUAGUGUUAUAGGGCAAUAGGUAUAAUUAAUAAUUGGGAGAGACCAAACUUUCAUUCCAACAUAAUAGCUGAUGUUUUUUGCUCAGUUCACUUUUCCAUGUGAACACUUGGGAUCAAAGAAAAGACACAGUUCAAUGGAAGUCCUGUUGGAUGUCUGCAUGUCAAUUCCAUAUUCUUGACUGAAUACUCAUGUUCCUAUAACUAUGGAGAGCAGUUACAAUAAUUAUAAUAAUAUGAUUAGUAGCCUUUUUAACAAAACAAAUAAAUAAUAUGGCUUUACAUUUUGACAAUAAAUACUAUGGCUUUUCACAUUUGUUGUACUUUGACAAUAAAUAAUAAGGCUUUUCACUUCAACAAUAAAUAAUAUGGCUUUUGUCCAAUAUCUUAAAAUGUUUAAUUGUUUCAAGCUCAUUCACUCAAACAUCAAUUUGAUCUUUAAAUUUAUUUCUAUCUUCAGCCAAUAAUGGACGACCACGAGCUUCCAUACAGACUGACAAGUUGACAUCUUUCCAUUGUAAUGUUCAUAAAUUGAUGAUUUUAAUGACAGAUACAGAUCCAGGCAAUGUUGAAGAUAUAG
Molecule: messenger RNA, 1061 nt
Organism: Lymnaea stagnalis (great pond snail)
Lineage: Eukaryota; Metazoa; Mollusca; Gastropoda; Lymnaeidae
Source: the annotation of a GenBank genome assembly